AUGCAGCGCCAGAACCCGUCGGGUUCAGGGCAAGAGGAGCCCAGCAGAUCUUUUCAGGGAAAUUUUGCCACGGCCGUGGUGGUGAGAAGCGAAGGCAAUACGGUACACCCAUCGCUCAGCAAGGAGCGGAGCGACGGUCGUACAGACGGGACCGCAAAGGGGGGAAGCCAUCAGAAAGAACCGUCGGGGCACGCCGUUCCACCUGCGAUAGAGUCAAUGGAGAACCGUUUCCACGAUUCAGCCGACAACUGUGAGACGAAGCCGUUAGAAUUUUCGAAAACUAAAAAAAAAAAAACAGCCUCUCCGGCGGCGGGUACUGCCUCUCCACCCAGGCAUGCACUUCUGGCACCGUCUUUCUCCAUUAUGGAGGACACCAAGGGCAGCACUGAUGUGACCCCUCCUCCGGAUAUCCCCCCAUCGGAAGGAGACCCCCGGGGCGACGGCGGCUCGCCCUUGACGGCGAGGUCUGCGUCAUCGCUUGGCCGGCUUAUCCCUGAGCGCACGGCUAGGUACGUCUUGCAGCAGGAAUCCUUCCACGCCGACGUUCCUGACGGCUACAUUGAUCUGGCCUCGCCCGUCCGAAAACUAGGAAGGGCAGAGAGAGAAGCCGCCCGAGGACAACCCGCCGACCGUUGUAGUCACUGGGCCGUGGUGGCAGGGCCGAACAAGACGCAACGCCAGACAGAAGGGACUCCGCCGACGGGCUACCUGUCGUUAACCCCUUCAGAGGUCGUCUGGAGAAGCAGCAGCAGCGAUUGCGGGCGAAAGGGCGACCGCGAGGAGGAAUACGCUGGCCGCACGGAGCGAAGGCCGCGAGCUUCUUCGAACCCAGUGCCCAUCGGUGACGACCUAGGGUCUUCAGGACAAACGAAAGGAAGGGGGGGGCAGGAACAAAAGCUCGAUGAGCUGUGCCUGCCGACGCGCUGGACACCGAUCGAAGCGUGUUCUUUGGCAGAAGAGGACGGGAAGGCUCGCUUGGACCAAAACGAGCGGCGACACGAGCGAGGGGCUACGCGGGCGCUCUCUCAAGUCCGUUCCGAAUCUGUGCUACGUGGUAGCCCGAGAGAGCCGAUCGGAAAUCUGGAGGGCGAUGGGGGGGUCGGCGGAGACCUGAUGCUCUUCCGGACCGACGUGUCGCGGCAUCUCGACAGCGGGGAGCAGCCCGCUCUGUUCUUUCUCAGGCCGAGCGAGAGCCUGUCCGUGACGCGCAUCGAGGGCACCGGUCGGCUCCUGGUGACGCUGAGGGAAGAGGCAGGCUCGGCUGCGGCCGUCGUGAUAGACGGUGCCACCGUGCAUGAUAGCGCGGCACACUUCGGGCACGAGGCCAUCCAGACGGAUCACCGCUUUCCCUACGUGGCCGGCCACCGCUACGAGUUCCAAGUUGCGCCGGCUCAGGGAGUUGAGCUCGCCGUCCGCGGAGGAGGCGGGGGGGAAGGCCGGCAGGGAGCGGAGGCUUCCCAGGGGCGUGCGGCAAACAAGUCGUCAGGCUUGCACGUCGUUUUCUCCGUAAUGUCGGCGUACAGCAAAGGGGCUAGAGUGUGCCAAAAGGACGCGAUGCGCUUGUCCCUGCGGACGUUCGAGGCGCCGGCGGCCAACGGCUCCCGGCAGCCGACAAAACCCAAAUCCCCCCCAACAGCAAUGACAAAUGAUCCUCCUACUUCUUCAACCUUAGCCGCUGCUGCUACUGCUACUGCGGACGAAGGCAUUUCGGCUCCGCGACGUCCUUCGUUGAAAGAACAGGAUCAUGCCGGCGACCAACGAAGAACCCCUUCUCCCAGCGUAGCUGCGGCGCUUCUUGCCCCCUGUCUUUCCCCCCCGCCGGAGGUGAAACAUAAUCACCUGAUCGGUACCGCGCCGAGAGAUGAACCCUCUGCGCCCACAGCUGGAGUUCAGCCGCCAGCGGCGGCGCCUAAGACCCCGCAGCCAAGCUCCUCGACUAGGACAGCAGCAGCAGCAGCAGCAGCAGCUGAGGGUGGAGGUGUUCGGGGGGGUGUGCGGGGCGGACCCGUGCAAAGCGCCGAGACGACGGGUGGAAAUCAGUGGGCGGGGGCGGCAGCGAGAGGCCAGCGCCAACCGGGGUCCGGAGGUGACCCCGCCAGCGCUCCCUACGUGAUGGUGUCAGGCCGACCGCCUCCGAGCGGCAUGGAGGGCGCGACCUACCCCUCCGCAGAGCGACUGAGAUGGAACCCCGCGUGGGAGCAACAACGCCUUCUGCCCCCGUCCCCGUCGGCGCCGGCUGAGAUGCUUCCGCGGAGUCAUGCGCCGAGCCUCCCCCACAUUCGGCGGCACGUGGACAGCAGUAGUAGCAGUGCCUCACCGCGAUCAACCUUCGGGCAGCUGGAACCUUCGGGGGUGGCAAGGAGCCACCACGUGCCUCGGGACCCAGCUAUCGGUGCACCGCACCGGUAUGUUCUCCCGCCAGGCUACCGUGCCCGCGAACACCCGGUCCAGAGCAAACGGUACGUCGGUGCGGAGGACGAGCCAGGCAGUAAGGCCGCGCGCCACUACUACCAGCCUGCCCACGAGGAGCGGCACCACGGAGCCCCUCGGUACCACCAUCACCGUUACGUCAACGAUGGGCAGAGAGACGUGGCCUCGCCGGGACACCAGGCCGGCGAAGGGGUUCGCGAACUGGAGUGGGACAGAGGUCGACGGCACGCGAGCGGUAGGGGCUACCGCGUUUUGCCAGAGCAAGCCCGGGCGAACAGUGGGGGCCGGCGUCCUAGUCGACGGGGGGACGAGGGGGAGGAUGGCGAGGAUUGGACCAGAAAUGGUAGGCCCGGUCUUGCGAGGAGAUCUGCACCACAGGAAGAUCCCCUCGCCGCCGGCGGUGGGGACCGGUACGGUUCUCAAGCCGCCACUGGGGGAGGCCACAACGGGGAGGAGUACCCCCGACCCUACCGGUUUCACCACGCCAGUAGAAAACACAAGGCCUCGCCUCAGUCCGACGACAACAAUAGCGGCGGAUACAAGCACGGCGGCGGUUGCCUCCCUCCUUCGGGAAUGGCUCGCUGGGAGCCGAAAAAGACGGUGGGGGCUGCCGUGUCCCCAGACACAUCGCGGCGGCGUACGGUGGUUGCGGCAGGUGUUGCGAUGGGUAGGAGGCCGGCGGGAGAACAGUCCGCUUUUGAGUUGACGGAAGAGGAAGCGUAUCACAUCCGCAACAACGGAGGAGGCUAUGUGGAGUCGUUGAUCGCGGAUAAGGUCCGUCGCAAUCGAGACCUGAACGAGGAUGGGUGGAGGGGGUAAACACCAGGGCUUUUUUCUUCUUUUUAUUUCUUUUCAUGCCCCACCUUCCUCCUGCGGUGCGUGCUGAAUUUUAUUUUUAUCGCGAGAAGGGUCCAGCCGUCCCUUUCCCUCGUCAACGGUGCUAACGUCGAAGUUUGGUACUCACGAGAGCUUUUUAGCUAUAUUUCGCUUUCACCCGCAAAUUUCGUAAAUUUUUCACCCCAUGGGG
This is a messenger RNA of Ectocarpus sp. CCAP 1310/34, 3457 nucleotides long. The record is from the annotation of a GenBank genome assembly. Lineage: Eukaryota; Phaeophyceae; Ectocarpales; Ectocarpaceae.